This is a messenger RNA of Rhopalosiphum maidis (corn leaf aphid), 649 nucleotides long. It is a transcript of the gene Apf, whose product is annotated as bis(5'-nucleosyl)-tetraphosphatase [asymmetrical]. Gene Ontology annotation, biological process: ATP biosynthetic process; AMP biosynthetic process. Lineage: Eukaryota; Metazoa; Arthropoda; Insecta; Hemiptera; Aphididae. The transcript has 3 exons. The record is from RefSeq and is a predicted model, not a curated record. Gene Ontology annotation, molecular function: bis(5'-nucleosyl)-tetraphosphatase (asymmetrical) activity. The coding region runs from base 177 to 623 and encodes 148 amino acids.
UAAUUAUUCUUUAAUUUUUAAAUUCUUUAUUUAGUAUUUUAUUUAACUACAAAAAAAAUAAAUAUUUAACUACUUUAUGCAACAACCUUUUAAGUUGUAUCUAGUUAUAAAACUACAUUAACAAUUUCAAUUAAAUUAUAAGAAUCUAAGUAUUUGAUAGAAUUUAAAAUUAAACCAUGGCUAAGGCUGUAAGAAGAGCUGCUGGAUUCGUAGUUUACAGAAAAAACCGUGAUGAAAUAAUUGAGUAUUUACUUAUGCAAGCUUCUUAUGCAAAUCAUCAUUGGACUCCACCAAAAGGUCACUUAGAGGAAAAUGAAUCCAACAUGGAUGCAGCUAUUCGAGAAACUGAUGAAGAAGCUGGUAUUAAAGUGAAAGACCUUAGUGUUGAUCAUAAUUUUGAAAAAGUUUUGAAGUAUGAUCCAAAAGAUAAACCAUUUUCCAAACAAGUCACUUAUUGGUUAGCUCGUUUAAUUAAUCCUGAUACACCAGUAGUGUUGUCUAAUGAACACCAGGAUUACAAAUGGUUGCCGCUUACAGAAGCUAAAAAUUUGGCUGUUUAUCCUGAAAUGCAAGAAUUAUUGGAUGAUUGUGAAAAUUAUUUAAUUAAAACCAAUGUUAAUUAGAUUAUAAUAAAUAUUCUUGUUAUUAA